AAACAACUACAACACCAGAGACGUCCAUAGCAGCCACAACUGUUCCAGAAACAACUUCAACCCCCAAAACAUCCUCAAUAGCGACAGAUGUUACAGAAACAACUACAAUACAAGAAACAACCACAGCAGCCACAACUGUUCCAGAAACAAUUACAACUCUAGUCAUAUCCAUAGCAGCCACAACUGUUCAAGAAAAAAAAUUCUCAUCCGAAACAUCAACAGCAGCCACAACUGUUCAGGAAACAACUACAGCGCACGAAACAACAACAGCCGUCACAAGUGUUCCAGAAACAACUACCUCAUCCGACACAUCCUCAACAGACACAGCAGCUACAACCUUUCAGGAAACAGCUUCAAGACCAGAAACAUCCUCAGCACCCACACCUAUUCCAGAAACAACUACAACACUCGAAAGAUCUACAGCAGCCACAACUGUUUCAGAAACAUCAACAACCCCAGAAACGUCCAUAGCAGCCACAACUGUUCCAGAAACAACCUCAACACCAGAAACAACCACAAUAGCCACAACUGUUCCAGAGACACCUACCCUAUCCGAAACAUCCUCAACAGCCACACCUGUUCCAGAAACAACUACAACACCAGUCACAUCCAUUGCAGCCACAACUGUUCAUGAAACAACUACAACACCAGAAACAUCAUCAGCAGCCACAACUGUUCCAGAAACAUCAACAACACGUGAAACAUCCUCAGCAGCAACAAUUGUUCCAGAAACAACUAGAACUCCUGAAACAACCACAACAGCUACAAUUGUUGAGGAAACAACUAUAACACCGGAAACAUCCCCAACACCGGAAACUUCCUCAAUAGCGACUGCAGCAACAACUGUUCAUGAAACGCCUUCUUCAUCCGAAACAUCCUCAACAGCAGCCACAACUGUUCACAAAACAACUACACCACCAGUCACAUCCAAAGCAGCCACAAGUGUUGCAGAAAAACCUUCCUCAUCCGAAACAUCCUCAACAGCUACAACUGUUCCAGAAACAAGAGGAACACCAGAAACAUCCACAGCAGCAACAACUGUUCACAAAGCGCCUUCCUCAUCCGAAACAUCAUCAACAGCAGCAACAACUGUUCAG
Mizuhopecten yessoensis (Yesso scallop) is the source of this 1097-nucleotide messenger RNA. Its product is annotated as integumentary mucin A.1-like. The annotation marks the transcript as partial. NCBI's taxonomy places the organism in Eukaryota, Metazoa, Mollusca, Bivalvia, Pectinida, Pectinidae. The record is from RefSeq and is a predicted model, not a curated record. The transcript has a single exon.